AGGCUAGCGAGUCGGGAUGGAACACUAACCGUCUGCUAGGCUAACACUCCACAGACCACUCGGGCGUUUUGCGUGACGUUGAGUAUUUGCCCCGGGGGGAGGAAGAAGAAGAGGUGGCGACCACCAGCACCACCAGUACCACCACCAGUACCACCACCACCAGGAGCCGGAGCUAGCAGGUCAGCAGAGACGUAUCGGAGCCCUUGGAAGUUCUCAGCUUUGAUGCAGUACAGUGAACCGAGUGCAAGAUGACGGAAGAGGUGAUUGUCAUCGCCAAGUUUGACUACAUGGCCCAGCAGGACCAGGAGUUAGACAUCAAGAAAAACGAGCGCCUGUGGCUCCUCGAUGACUCCAAGUCCUGGUGGAGGGUUCGAAAUGCCACCAACAAAACAGGCUUCGUGCCGUCCAACUACGUGGAGAGAAAAAACAGUGCCAGGAAAGCGUCGAUUGUCAAGAACCUCAAAGAUACACUCGGAAUUGGGAAGGUGAAGAGCAGAAAAGGAGGGAUGAGGGACACGGCGUCCAACGCUGACACAGACAUGUAUGCCGAUAACGGCGAGCGGCUCUACGACCUCAACCUGCCCGCCCUGGUCAAGUUCAGCUACACGGCCGAGCGAGAGGACGAGCUGUCCCUGGUGAAAGCCACGCGGGUGAUAGUGAUGGAGAAGUGCAGCGACGGGUGGUGGCGCGGCAGCUACAACGGACGUUCGGGUUGGUUUCCGUCCAACUACGUGACGGAGGACAUGGAUGGGACGGCAGGGGGAGGGGGAAUGGGCGGACCCGGUGACCCGGUGGGAUCACUGACCGAGAAGCUGGCGGCGGUGGUGAACAGCACCACCAACGGGAACCGGGUGCUGCACACGGUCCAGGCGCUCUACCCCUUCAGCUCGGAGAACGACGAGGAGCUGAACUUCGAGAAGGGCGAGGUGAUGGAGGUCGUGGAGAAGCCGGAGAACGACCCGGAGUGGUGGAAGUGCCGCAAAGCGGACGGACAGCUCGGCUUGGUGCCUAGGAACUACGUCACCGUGCUGGACUCCGCCUCCCACAGUCCCGCGGCGGGGCUCGCCGGGCCGCCCACACCCGACUGUGACUACAUCUCGCCUUCAGGCAUCGGGCGCUUCGCAGGGAAGGAGUGGUACUACGGGAAGGUGACGCGCCAUCAGGCGGAGGUGGCGCUCAACCAGAGGGGGUCGGAGGGAGACUUCCUCAUCCGAGACAGCGAGUCAUCGCCAAACGACUUCUCGAUCUCCCUGAAGGCGCAGAGCAAGAACAAGCAUUUCAAAGUGCAGCUGAAGGAAACCCUUUACUGCAUCGGACAGCGCAAGUUCAACUCUAUGGAGGAGCUUGUUGAACACUACAAAAAAGCCCCCAUCUUCACCAGUGAGCAGGGAGACAAACUGUACCUGGUCAAGGCCUUGGCAGCCUCCUGAUCCCUCUGUGCUACACACACACACUCACACAGACACACACCUCCACACAUUAACUGCAUCCAUACAGUAUAUAUAUAUAUACGUACAGAUACUCACAGCAGAACACACACUAACAUUUAAACUCCAAGCCCGAGGACUUAACACAUCGCCAGGACUUCAAUGCCCGAUUUGUGAGCAUUCCAAGAAGAGGCACGGAGGCAAAAAGCAUGGGAGAGACUCUGAGAACUUGAGGGGGGGGGGGGGACAAAAGAGAAAAGACUAUGGACUCCUGAGAGUUGACUACAGACCUCUUGGUCGCCUAUUUUAAAUUAUCCAGAUGUGUUAGGUCAUAGGCAAUGCCAUGUAUUUCCACCUUGGUAUCUAUUGGUUGCAUUUAGUAUCUUUUUUUUUGUUUGUUUUUGUCGAUAAUAUAUAAUCUUUUAACAGUUUCUUUUUUUUUUUUUUUAAAUGUGAUUUUUUUUUUUAAAACUAUAUCCAACACAAAACAACAAAGGACCCGAUGAGGCUUUAUUUUUUUUUUCCUUUUUUUUUGCCAGCACACUCAGAAUCGAUCCCAGAGAGGUUCUACAUCUCCGCCCGUCUCUGUGUUGGCUGUCUUAACGGUUGUGGACGCACCGAUUCCUCAACUUCUGCUAAAUGCAAAUCAUGAAUAAAAAAUUAAGUGACCAAAAUAUAUUUAUUGACACAAUUCUAUGGUCGCAGCGAUCGGAACAUCACACUGUGCGUCUGCUAGAGUCCAACUAUACCGUCGACUCUCCCUCUCCAGAACUGCUUGUCUCACAUAUUGCUGUAUCCGUAUCAUGUGAAUGUUACAAGGCCGAAGCUCCGGAGGCGGCCGGGACGUUGCAUGAAGACUGAGUCACGCCCUCCCCCCCCGUACGCUGACCACUUCUGUGGAGCUGGGAGGGGAAACGGAGCGCCAGUCCAGAGGAUGAUGUCACCGAUCUGGAAUUGGUGAUCACUGGAGGGAGAGAGAAAGGUCACCCCUGGGUCGUGUUUGUGUGGCUGCAGACUGUAUACACGAGGCUGAGAGACGCCCUCUUCCCUCAGCGGCCACAAAGGACUUUUCAGAAAACAGUUCCUCACGACAAAGUGCUGCGGGAAGUGAAGUCAACUGGUGUAAAUGCGUUUCUCUGGGCUCUGUGAGGUCCCAGUUUGGGGAACGCAGUGGGAUCUUUCCCCAGUGAAAAGUCUUGUCUACACAACACAUGACUUGUAUUUACAGUCUUUGGUGAACUGGAGUUUUGUCGAGUGAGAAAUGGACCAAGAAGUGUUUGAAUGUUGGAGGAGCAUCUCGAAACCAGUGCCUGCAAUCAAAGCUGAAGCGGCUCCUCAGGGAGAGGACGGCGACGAAGAGGAAGAGGAGGAGGAGGAUGAUGAUCACGGUGCCUGCGAUGAUGAGCUCUCCAGCUGUGGCCUCUUGGACUCGAGCACAGAAAGUAGGGAACGAGAGGGAUUUCACAGAGGACGAGUGGAAAAAUGAACCCUGAAAGGAAAGAGGAAAAAAGCAGAGAAUUGGGAUCCAGGGAGGAGACUUUGGAGAAUCGGUUCCACUGGAGAUGAGUAUCUGGAAUACUGCUCCCAGUCGUGCUCGGGUGGGGAAAAUGGACCGAGGCCAACGCUGAUGUAUCCGAAGAGAAUAAUAGAUUUUUGGAACUUUUAAGGUCGACUCAAUCUGCCGGUGCCACUCGGAACAGAACACAUGGGUGUAAACCUUUUUUCCUUCCUCUCCAUCCUCCAGGUGAUUGACAGCUUUGGGAUUGAAGAGCUGUGGGUAGACACUGUGGUUUUUUUUUGUUUUUUGUUCAGCUGUAAAAGAUGAAUUAUAAACAGAAACAAUAACCUUGUCAGUUUGAUUCACGACGGCUUGAAAUGGCAACGUCUAAUUCUACACCUCCAGCUCUCGACGAACCCUUAAUACGACUGUAACGACACAUGUGAAACAGUUUUAUAUAUGAAGAAAAGCAACAUUCCAACAUGAACACAGCCGAUUUCUAACUUCAUGCCUCUUUAAGUGUAAAUCACAGGAUUGUUAAUCACACGACUCAAGUGAAUUUUUUUUGUUUUUUUUGUUUCAUUUAAGGUCCUAAAUCUCUAAAGACUUAUUCCACCUUCACACACACGACCACGAUUUCAACAUGUGUAGGAUAUUUGUGCCUGUUUCCCUCGUUUUUUUGUUUCCAGUCGCCAGAUAAAGUAUUUGGGUUACAAGAAUCCUAUUACAUGUCAUUUACUACACCCAACCCCUGGCCGCUGCUGCUGCUGUACCGGUGCCAUGUUGCUGACACUUCCUGAGAGACGGUGUUUGCCUGCAGCAGCUGGAGAAAUCCACUGCUGUCAGCAACCUCAUUUUUAUUUUAUUUAUUUGAUAAUUUUUGGGGGGUGGGACUGAAAUUCCCUCCCUGACUGACCUCUGCAGAAUCUGCGACGUCACGCAGCAUUAAAGUGACAAACGCCAACGCACCGUGUCCCAGUUUGAAGGAUUUAGGACGGAAUUUUUUAAUGUGCCUUCACAGCUUUCUGUCAACCAAAGGUUUAGCGCCCUGUUUCUUUUUUUUCUCCCUCCUCCUCCAUCCAGUUCUUCCCCCUUGUCACCGCCACGUGCUAUUCGGUUCAAACUUUGCAUGUGCAUCAGUCGAGUCUCAUCAUCCCGACCGAAAAGGUUAUUUCCCUAUUUAGCGCUCGCUGAUAACGUCAUUGUCUAACUUUUUUAAUUUAAUUAUUUUUCUUGUCAUGCAUAAAAAGAUGCCCAUUAGUUGAUUCUGUGUGUAGUUUCAAGUGACCUUAACGUAGCUGAUUUCAUCCGGUGUAAACUUCAUGUGCAGUUUGGAAACGUGUGCCGACGUUCACUCAGAAACAAUAACCCCAGGUGUGAUGUAACCAUGACCCGGAUCCCGCGUGCGAGCACCUCAGCGUAACGGUGUCGCGUAACAGUAUGUCAGGGUUUCCACGGCAACGGUUUUUAAUGUCUGUAUGUAAGUGUAAGACAUUCACUUUUGCAGUUAAGCCACUUAAAUAUGUAAAAAGGAAGAUCAUGGAUACUUAAAAACGUGUUACUUGAUAUACAAAUACAGAUCGACAGUAUCUCCCUGCAUAGGUAAUGUUAUGACGAACUGGGAUCUUUUUUCGUUUUACAAAGAAGGCCGCAUGAGCAGAGCCUGGUAGCUGUACAGACAUGGUUUUUAAAUCUGCUUCGAGAACCCACGGGCGUCAGUUGGGUCGGAUGUUAUCGAGAGAAUCGCUUCCCUCAACUCGUUUGCCACCGGAGCUGCUGCAGGGAACUCGUGACGGAACAAAGCCUGACGUGACGUCACGUAUCGAUCUCUUGAUAACGUCGACGACGACCAACUGCCCCCGUGUUUUAACUUUGGUGCUUUUGUGCUGCUUCCAUUUCUCUGGUGUUCUUUGUCUCACAAAGCUUUGAUCGUUGUGUCUGAGAGCGAGAGAGAGAGAGAGAGAGAGGAUGGAGAAGCAGAUCCAUGCUGUGGAAUGAUCAAGGCAGUGCUGUGAAAAAAAUGUCAUGCUCUUAAAUACUGUUCUUAUGAAAAGGGGAGAUGUGUUCAGGUGUAAUGAUUUAGAAGAGUUUAUUAGAGUGUUCAAAAGACGUAAUAAACCACAUGAAAAUCA
Messenger RNA from Limanda limanda (common dab), 5057 nucleotides. It is a transcript of the gene nck1b, whose product is annotated as NCK adaptor protein 1b. The record is from RefSeq and is a predicted model, not a curated record. Lineage: Eukaryota; Metazoa; Chordata; Actinopteri; Pleuronectiformes; Pleuronectidae. The coding region runs from base 249 to 1430 and encodes 393 amino acids. Gene Ontology annotation, biological process: negative regulation of PERK-mediated unfolded protein response; positive regulation of translation in response to endoplasmic reticulum stress; positive regulation of endoplasmic reticulum stress-induced intrinsic apoptotic signaling pathway. Gene Ontology annotation, molecular function: ephrin receptor binding. The transcript has 5 exons.